Cavenderia fasciculata is the source of this 4608-nucleotide messenger RNA. RefSeq lists its product as uncharacterized. Bases 1 to 4608 code for a protein of 1535 amino acids. Gene Ontology annotation, biological process: intracellular distribution of mitochondria. The transcript has 3 exons. The record is from RefSeq and is a predicted model, not a curated record. NCBI's taxonomy places the organism in Eukaryota, Evosea, Eumycetozoa, Acytosteliales, Cavenderiaceae. Gene Ontology annotation, molecular function: mRNA binding; protein binding. Gene Ontology annotation, cellular component: cytoplasm.
AUGUCUCAAAAUAAUAAUAAUAACAACAAUAACAACAAUGAGCAUGGAAAGGUAUUCUCAUCUGUAUUUGCUUAUUGGGACACAAAAGAUAAAAGAGUGGCUCAAUCACAAAGAUUAAAUGGGUUUAUGAGAAGAGCUCCACCACAACAACAACAACAACAACAACCAAUAAACCAAAAUAAUAAUAACAAUAAUAAUCAACAACCAACACUUUCAGCAACUGUUGUAAAUGAAGGAAUUGUUGUUGUCCCUCAACAACCACAACAACAACAACAAACCUCACAAUUAGUUCCUGAUCAAGCAUCUGCUCCCAUUCAAGAACAAGAUCAAGUUCAAGAACAAAAACAGCAAGAAGUUGAAAGUAAAGUUAUUGAAAUUAAACAAGAACAACAACAACAAGAACUUUUAACAAUACCAAUAGCUCAAUCAUCAACUGGAUAUUUAAAUCAAUUACCAUUAACAUCACCAGAUAGUGGCAGUGGUAAUGAUGAUUUAUUGGUUGGUGAAGAACCUCUUCGUAGUGGAAUCACAACCUCUAGUAGAUCAAACUAUGAUAAUUUCAAUAGUGCUCAACCAGUCGUUAAUCCAAAUCCAGAUGAUUCAAACAUUGAAGAUAUGGUAAAGAGAGAUUCAGAGUUGUCACAGCAACCAACCCAAUACGGAUCUGCCUAUGGUUCUGCCUAUGGAUCCGUAUAUGGUACUGGUUAUGGUUAUGAUACCGGUGACUAUACAGACGAUGGAGAUUUGGGUGACACUUAUGAUCCAAAUUUAGAGCGUGACAUUUCACAAGAGAAAAUGUUAUUGUUGGAGAUUCUUUGUGAAAGAAACUCACUCUCUUAUAUUUCAGGAGGAGAUCAUCAUCACUUUGAUGAAAUUCAACAACAAAAACUAUUUGCAGAAGAAACAUCCGAUCUUUUGCAUCAUCAAAAAAAUUUAUCUCAAAAUAUUAGCUCUACAUUGGCCAAUAAGGGUUAUUCAACUCCAUCAGAUGCUGGUCUAAUUAGUGAUAACAAUAAUAAUAAUAAUAAUAAUAAUAAUAAUAAUAAUAAUAAUAAUGUACCAGAAAUUAAAUCAUCAACCAAUUAUUAUGUAAGUUCAGCUUUACAACAACAAAGUAAUAAUUAUUCUCAUCCAAGAGCAUUGACUGAAGGUCGUGAAACACCAUUCCCAACCUCUGAUGAAGAUGUUCUGACCAGUUGGAAUAGUCAAUUCCAAAGACUUCAAGAAAUGGAUGAUUGUUUGGAAAAGUUUGAAAAACUUUCAAGUUUAGAAUCUGAUUUUGUUUAUGCUGCUGAAUCAUAUGGUAGAAUUAUUAUUUCAGAACAUUUACUAUCAAAUGAAUUAAAGACAAUUAAACCGGUUAGUGUUGGAGGUAUUGCAGGUGGAGAGAAAUACAUUGUACAAGGUAUUUUGUUCAAGUUUGCCGUUGAAAGUGAUACCUAUGGUUUGUAUGGCUCGGAUGAGAAUGCUGCCAAGACGGCUGCCCAUGAACUCAAUGGAUGUACAGCCUUUUUGAACUGUGGUAUCAAGGGUCUUCAUGUACCACUCAUGGCCUAUAUUGACUAUCGUGGUUUUAGAUUGAUGGCAAUGUCUCUGCUACCAAUCACCAAAAAGACUUUGGUCUAUGGAUCAAGUGAUGCCGGUCAAACUGUUCACACAUCAAACACCAUGUUUAACCAUUUGUUCACAUCGGCUGCCAAAGUACUCAAUCUCAAGCCACACGUUGUCGAAGACUCUACAGGCGGUGAGUUGCGUACCAUCUAUGGUCCCAUUGAUAUUGAAGGUCAUGUUGGUACAGACGGACGUUUCUAUCUUUUAGAUUACGCCCGUCUUGCACCACCCGAGCCACCCGUUCACAGAGGUGCCUAUCUCUACCGUCAUAUGCGUCUCGAGUUUGUGCGUAUCUAUGAAAAGGCUCUUUGCAGUGACGCAUUCUCUCCCAUGACCCCCAUUGGCAUUGAAUUGCACAAUGCAGAGGCCAACGAGGCCUACACCUUCCUCAACACCACCAUUGUCCCCAGAGUGGCCAGACAUCUCAACAAUAUGGACUCUAAUCACAUCUAUGAUAUCAACUUUGCCAAGUUAAUGCACAGCGAAGGUCUCAAUAUCCGUCUGCUCGGUAGUCUUCGUCGUCUCUCUCCCAAGCUCUCCACCAGACAUUUCCUCAUGAGAGAAGCAAUGACCAGAACACUCAAAUGUCUAACAAGAGAAUUAUUAAGAAGAGAAAUGAAGAAAACUCAUUUACCUUCUGACUAUCCUUAUAGAAAAAUCAUAUUAAACUUUUUAAAUUUAAUUUUUGGAAAGAGUGAUGGUACUAAACAAUUCUUGAAUGAUAUAUUAAAGGUAAAGAUGGAAAGAAAGUUUAAGGAUCUUUUCAAGAAACCAUUGUAUACUAUAGCAGACGAUGAAGUGGAUGAAGGUGACGAUGGAUCAAAGGUACUUCAAUUUGACUAUGAAGUCGAGGAGAAUCCAUUCGAGUGCUUCUUGGACUCUGGUGCCUUUAGAUUCCAAGUGUUUAAAGAGUAUACUCAGUCGAUUGGUGUUACCAUCUCUUCGCAAUGCAAGGAUGAUUUCAAGAGAAAUUCAUUUAUUACAUUUGUCGAACCAGAUAUUUUGGACAUGUCGACCAAGAUUACUAGACUCAACCUUAUUGACUAUGCCGAUGGUAUGGCACUCUACUACAAGUCGAUGCUCUUGGACAAGGAAAAUAAUGCACGUAACCGUUUGUUGUCCAUGUCACGUGGUCGUCUAGAGCAAUCCUUGUCGUCAGUCUCGACAAACUAUGCCGCCGUCUUCCAGUUGGGUAAUGUCAUUCGUUUGAUGGCCCGUCUUGAAGAUGGAUCCCAUCGUGCUGAACCCUACAAGUUGGCCGAACGUACCUAUGGAUCGUUGGAGAAGCUUCGUGUCGAACAAAACCUACUCUACUUUGCCAAGAUCUACAGAGGCAAGACGAUUGUUGAAAGAGCCAAGUUUGAAGCCUUCUCGACCGAGACCUACCAAAGUUCCAUCACAGUCUUUGAAGAGGCCGAGGCACUCACCUCUAACAAGGCAAAGGCCAAGUAUUGCAAGGGUAGAGCGUAUGCCGCCUGGUUCAAACACGACGAAGACGCCAAACAAAACCAAGAAAAGUUUGAUAGAAUCAUCGAUACAUUCAAAUCGGUCUUUGUCGACGAGCCAAAUCAUGGAAAGGCCUAUUUGGCACUUGGAGAGACCUAUCUGUUGUACCGCGGUUUCCAUUCAUUGACAGACGAUGAAAUCUCGGAAUUCUACAACAAGGGUCUUUCUAUGAACCCAAGAUUGAUUAGAAGUCUCAGACCAUCGAUUAAUAUCCGUCCAUGGAUGUUUUUCAAUAUCUCCAAGACCUCCAAGACCAUGAAAGAGUUGGUCACCCAAAAACUCAAAGAGUCGGAAAUCCUCAAGGUGCCAAGCAGUGUUGAAUUGGGUGACGCAGACUUUGACUAUUUCUCUGAACUUCAACCCAGAAAAGUUAUCUUCCAGACUGGUAAUGAACCAUCAUCCCGUCACCUUUUAAAUUUCUGUCGUCACUUGUCCAAGUUUAAUUUCAGAGAGACCACCUUUUAUGAAGAGUCCUUUUCGUUUAUGGCAAAGAUCUCUACACUCACCUCUAUGAAUCUCGGUAAUACCAAGGGUAUCAACGACCGUUGUAUCCCAGGUCUCCUCGUCCCCACUCUUCGCAAGCUCAAGUUGUUUGGCAAUGCCGAUCUUAACGACGAGUCACUCCAACUCAUCUGCGACAAGGUGCCAGACCUCGAAGUACUUGAUCUCACCCAAUGCGCCUUUACCAGCGACGUUAUCAAGGAGAUUUGCAAGCUCACAAAGCUCAUCAAGCUCGGUGUCCCCAAGACUGCCACCUCUGGAAUUGUCAAGCAACUCUUGCUCGCCUUGCCCGCCCUCACUUCACUCGAUUUGUUGGAAUGCACCAACGUUGCCGAUGAAUUUUACGGAGUUGCCUUUACUCACUCUGAAUCGCUCAAAAAGGUCAGAGGUGCCGACUCAUUCCCAUACUUUUUAUUCCAGACUCAAGUCUUUAACAUUCAAACACCAACACUCCGUCCAGAGUUGAAAUGCAACAUGGGUCCAGACAAACACAGUCUAUUCUCGAUUAAUCUCAACGUCUUUGGUGUUGCACCCAAUGUCAAAAACAUUCAAUUCUUCUUUAACCGUGCACACUCUUUCGUCAAGUUCCGUAGUCACUUGGCCUUGCAAUCACGUGCCAACAAUGAUUUGGUCAAGUUGGCCAGUUUCAUGAUCUCUGAAAAACCAUUCUUUACCGUCAACAUUCAAAAGAUUGUCAAUCUUCGUGACUUUGCAGUCUCGGACAGAAACUUUAAGGUCCAAUUUACUGGAAACAUCACCAAGUUUGAACUCAUGUUUAACGAUACCAAAUACCAAGUAAACUACACCACCCAACCAACCAUCCAAGGUCCAGCCUUUACCUGUACACUCCACCAAAACAAUGACCCCAUCAUGAUCAUCUCCAACACCAAGUCUAUGAAAAUGAGUAUAGAAAUCACUAUCAAGAAACCAAUUCUAUCUCAUAUCUUUGCUUUCUUGAUGAGUGUUUGUCAUCCUUCUGUAAACAGAUAA